AUGGAUAAUAAGAAUGUUGUUCUUCUCAUGAGACAUAGUGAAUCUAUUUCUUCCCCAUUUAUGUCUAUUGCUAAAUACAAUAAAAGACAGCCAUUUAAAAUUGAUUUAAAUAAGUAUGACAUCAAACCUAAUGAACAACAACAAUACCAAACAAACUCUUUUUAUAUAAAUUUUAAGAACAUACCUCCAAUACUUGUUGUUCAUAACUUAUUAAAUUAUGGAGUUGGUUGUAAAAGGGACUUUUUUAUUAAAGUAAAAAAUAGAUUUGAGAAGUCAAGAAUAAUUAAACCUGUGAAAUUUGAAUGUGGAAUAUUGUCGUCAGAAAAUGAAUGUGCAAAUGUGUUAUUUAAAAUUGUAAAUAGAGCAUAUAAUAUCUUUAAUCAAUUUGAUUUUAGUAAUAAGACUAGUGAUGAUGUUCAAUCUUUACUUAAUUCUCUUACUGCAAAAACUAUCAACCAACGUCCAUUUAUCUUUAUGUUGAAUGAUAUUGAUACUCCAUUCUUGUUAAAUAACCAAAAGUAUUUCCUUCACUUUCUUCCUCGAAUAAUAUCAUCAUUACCAAAUUGUAGGUUUAUUCUCAAUACAAACACUAUUGAUGGUCCUUAUCUUUUUUCAUUAUCAGAACUUCUUCAAAUGAGAAUGGUAUUAAACUCUGUUGUUGGUGAAAAAUGGGCGCCAAAUAUUCCUUGGUUUAGAGACUAUAUCCCAACAGUAAUUCAAGCAAAAAAGAAAACACGAGAAAAAGUCCGGAUGGAAAUCUUUAAGAAAUUAAGCACAUUUCAAAAGAAUAUAUGUAUUACUUUAGUUGAUACAGGCAAUACUUCUGAGUCUGCUUUACUAGAUUCUGUUAGAAUCAAAUUUGGAGAUAUUCCUCAAUCGUCAUUCUCUCAAGCACUAAAAAGGCUAAAAGAGGUUGGGAUAGUUUCAACAGAAAAUGGUCUUGUUUCAUUACAAAUAAAGAAGUCUAAAAUAAAAGAUGCCUUUUCAUUAAUUUGA
Entamoeba histolytica HM-1:IMSS is the source of this 996-nucleotide messenger RNA. RefSeq lists its product as uncharacterized. The record is from RefSeq and is a predicted model, not a curated record. The coding region runs from base 1 to 996 and encodes 331 amino acids. Lineage: Eukaryota; Evosea; Mastigamoebida; Endamoebidae. The transcript has a single exon.